AUGAUGAUAUCACAUAUAUUCAUCUUCGUAAUCACGAUCUAUCGAUCGAGGUUCUUCAUACAAUUUACCUACUUCAAAUCAAAUUUCAAGCACAAUGUUUGCCCAAUUAUUACUCAUCGUUGCCUUGGUCCUCGCUGUCCUCGCUUCAGUCUCAGAAGCCUGGUACGGUUUAGGUUGGGGAUAUGGCUGGCCAUACUCAUAUGGUUACGGUUACGGUUUAGGCUGGCCAUACUAUGGCGGUCUCUGGGGCCGUUAAAUUGUUUGCUGGCAACAGUAGACAAUAUGUAUAUAUAUUUAUCAUUUGAAUUAGAAGAACUAUUUACAGUCAUGGCUGAAAAUAACAAAGAAAAAGCCGAUAUCGGUUUAAUAGGUUUGGCUGUCAUGGGUCAAAAUCUUAUCUUGAACAUGAAUGACAAUGGUUUUACAGUUGCAUGUUUCAAUCGAACUGUAUCCAAAGUUGACAAUUUCUUAAAUAAUGAAGCUAAAGGUACAAACAUACUCGGUGCACAUUCCAUUGAAGAACUUGUUCAGAUGUUAAAAAAACCGCGCCGAGUGAUGUUAUUAGUUCAAGCUGGUAAAGCUGUCGAUGAUUUCAUUCAAACUUUGAUUCCAUUAUUGGAACAAGGAGAUAUUAUUAUCGAUGGAGGAAAUUCACUUUACAAAGAUUCAGUCCGACGCGCGGAGGAAAUAGAAAAGAAGGGUUUUCUCUAUAUUGGUACUGGUGUGUCUGGUGGUGAAGAUGGAGCCCGCCAUGGUCCGUCGUUAAUGCCCGGUGGAAGUGAAAAAGCAUGGGAGGCUGUUAAACCAAUAUUUCAAAAAAUUUCUGCUAAAGCUGAUGGGCAACCAUGCUGUGACUGGGUUGGCCCAUCGGGUUCCGGUCAUUUCGUUAAAAUGGUACAUAAUGGCAUCGAAUACGGUGAUAUGCAACUCAUCUGCGAAGUUUACAAUAUUAUGAAAGAUAUUUUAAAGAUGUCGAAUGAUGAAAUAGCCGACACAUUUGAUGAAUGGAACAAGGGAACAUUGGAUUCAUUUUUAAUUCAAAUAACAGCUGACAUUUUACGUUUCAAAGAAAAUGAUAAAUAUGUUCUAGACUCAAUUCGUGAUUCAGCUGGACAAAAAGGUACAGGCAAAUGGACCGGUAUUGCUUCGUUAGAAUACGGUGUGCCUGUAACUUUGAUCGGUGAAUCGGUUUUUGCUCGAUGUUUAUCAUCAUUAAUUGACGAACGUGGCCGUGCAUCAACACAAUUGAAAGGACCUAAUGUUCAAAGUUUUGACGGUGAUAAAAAACAAUUUAUCGAAUAUCUUGGCCAAGCUUUAUAUGCAUCAAAAAUAAUCUCCUAUGCACAAGGUUUUAUGUUAAUGCGCGAAGCAGCUAAACAAUAUGGAUGGAAAUUGAAUUAUGGAUCGAUUGCAUUGAUGUGGCGCGGUGGUUGCAUCAUCCGAAGUGUAUUUUUGGGAAAUAUCAAAUCUGCAUAUGACAAAAAUGAAUCCUUGGAAAAUCUUCUUUUGGACAGUUUCUUUACUGAUGCUAUUAACAAAUGCCAACAAGGAUGGAGAAAAGUUAUUGCAACAGCGACUGUCUAUGGAAUUCCCAUACCUUGUCUCAGUACAGCACUUGCAUUUUACGAUGGAUAUCGCGCGAAACGUUUACCAGCUAAUCUCAUCCAGGCGCAACGUGAUUACUUCGGUGCACACACAUACGAACUACUUGACAAACCAGGAGAAUUCAUUCAUACAAACUGGACUGGUCAUGGUGGAAAUAUCACUGCAUCAACAUAUACUCAUUAA
Molecule: messenger RNA, 1788 nt
Organism: Adineta ricciae
Lineage: Eukaryota; Metazoa; Rotifera; Eurotatoria; Adinetida; Adinetidae
Source: the annotation of a GenBank genome assembly